UUAUAAACUCUACGCUUUCCGGAAGAUCGCUGUCAUUAUUUUGUAUCACUCGACGAUGAGGUCAGGUUGCUAUUCCUUCUCGUGAAACUAAGAGUCUAACACGAUGUAUUUUUUCCCAAAGAGCAAAUCUUUGAUAAUAGUUUCGCUGUUAAUUAUAUUAGUUGUCGAUUUAGUUUGUGGUAAAUUAAAAGAGGAGUUUAUACGUGAACAACACGAUGUUGGAAAAUUACUUACGAACUAUUUGAAAACUCCGUGGAUCAAUUUGAACAGUUCGUGGGCGGACGAAGUAAAUACCGAUUGUAAAAAUGACAUCGCAACGCUUUACGAAAGCGCUGAUGCUGGGAAAUUAUGGGCCAUUCAAAUGUUGGAUGCGAUGUCUAAAAUCCCAUCCGGUAUCCUGACCGGGAAUAUUGUGGAUCUUGGAACGUACGACGAAUGUAUCGGGGCGAAAAAUGACGACAACUCCAAUAACAUUCAGGGCAAACAUUGCAUCGUUUCUAUUGCCAUACCUCCAGAAUUUUCAAAAGAUCCCUCAGAAAUUUUUUUCUCGCAAAAAUUAUCACCCUACAAUCAAAGCCCCCACGUUGCCUACAGUUUGAGUGCAUCUUUGUGUUUGCCGUCGACUUGCAAAGUCGAUGACGUUAUCGGUCUCGUUAAUUCUUCCAUCCGGAGUACACCAGCGUUAGCAAAAAUCGAAGCCAAGACACUCUACGCCACAUGUUCGGAAGUCGAAUCCGAAGAUCCUUUAUUUUUGGGAAGAGUUUUAACCCUAUCUUUGUUCACGGUCGUACUGUCACUUUUGAUAUUCAGCACGGGUUGCGACUUGAUGUUAAGAUCUGGAUCCAUCAGACCAUUACCCGCUCUUGAAAUAUCCGCAAAAUUUUCAUUGUACACGAAUGCUAGGAAAUUAUGCAGCAUGGAAAUAGCCCCUGGGACAUUACCAGCAAUUUACGGAAUGCGCUUCAUUAGCUCAUGUCUGGUCGUUUUGGGACAUCGGAUGAUUAUUCUUCUGAUGAAACCACACGUCAAUCUAACAUAUUUGCUCACAUUGAGGCGUACACCGCUCUCUCUGAUUGUUUUGACGCUACCCUUGGCAGUGGACACCUUUUUUGUUGUAAGUGGUUUCCUCAUGGGUUACCUAUUUCUGAAAGCUUUGCGCUCUGGAAGAAAAGUUAAUAUUCUACAGCUGUACUUGCACCGUUAUUUGAGACUGACACCAUGCAUCGUUUUAUUAUUGCUAAUGAGUAUAUACAUUCUUCCCGUACUCGGUUCGGGACCAAUUUGGGGACCAUUUUUCGGGAUCAUGGGCAAAUAUUGUCAGAAAAAUUGGUGGACGAAUCUCCUCUACAUCCAAAAUCUCGUUGACCGUGAAGAAAUUUGUUUGCCGCACACUUGGUACGCGGCUGUGGACAUGCAACUUUUCUGGAUAGCACCCUUUGUUAUUCUUUUACUGCAUCACCACCCAAAAAUCGGCAUCACCUUAUGGAGUGUGAUCUCGAUUGUUGCGUUAGUUAUACCGGUCGUUGACCUUGUGAUGAACCAAUACAGCGUUUUAUGGAACAUCAACAAGGACAUAAUAACGAUUUAUCGGGACUUCUUCAAUUACUACAGUGUUACUUACAACCGAGUGUUGCCCUAUUUUAUCGGAUUAUUUUUGGGCUAUGAUUUGGUAGUUAACAAAAGAAAUCUGUCAAAGAUACAAGCUACCAUCAACUGGAUUAUAGCGAUAAUGUUUCUGAUGAUCUGUUUCUUCGGUACGUAUUUAAUCCAGCCUAAUGCAGAUACUUAUAACGAAGUAGUAGAAGCGGUUUACGUUACGGUUGCACGCUUCGGAUGGAGCACGGCUAUGGCUUGGAUCCUCUACGCGUCUACUCAGGGAUACGGGGGCCCUGUUACGAGCUUCCUAUCGUUGCCAGUGUUUGUGCCGCUGAAUCGUUUAUCCUACUCAAUAUAUUUGGUGCAUCUCCUGAUUCAAGCAACCGGUAACGCCGCGCAACGUGUGCCCGAAUACCUAUCACCCUUCGGUCUGAUACACAUAUUUUUUGGUGACUUGAUGCUUGCUAUAAUCGCGGCGUUCUGCCUUAAUUUAUGCUGCGAAACGCCGGUGAUUGUUUUAGAAAAAAUCUUGAGAGCUCAAGAAUCUCCUCCGAUCACUAAACGCCCUUCGAUAAUAAGCAAAGAAAAACCUCUGGACGUAGUCAAAGGCUAUUCAGACCUGAUCAGAAGCCGAAUUGAUCCCAAUACGGGAACGAACACGAUAACAUCUCAGUCCGAUUUCUGGGAAACGGUAUCUGACAUACUCAACGCAUUGGGGAAGAAGUCAACAAAAACCCCCGCAGAAUUAGCUAAGUCGUGGCAGGAUUGGCAAUCGGUCAAUAAGAUGAACAACGAAAGCAAUUGGGAUCAGACCAGGCAUCAAACUACGAUAAAUGUUGAAAACGGUCCUUGCCAGUUGCAAACUGAAACGAACAGACUUGAAAAUGAAUUAUUAUUAUUUUUGGUUUCCAUGACCGACGCCAUGGACGAUCCUAUAAGUGGCAAUGAUUCCGAAUCCACAUUCCCGGAACAGAAAUUCAAUGGUUUGCAAAACGGUCAUCCCGCUGGAUCUCGUUUCACACCGACAAAUAAGUGAGCAAAAAAUCAUGAAAAAUCACCAAAAUUUCGUGUUGACAAAUUUCAGAUUUUCAUCAAAAUGAUUCGAUGUCACUUUUGACUCCGUAUCUUCAUCACGCUAUAUGCUAAUUUGAAUAAGAUUCUAUCAUUCGUAAAAGAUAGGUCUUGGCGUGUGAUAUAAGAAGAUAUGUAAAUUACAUCUGUAAAAAUUUUUUAAUAGAUAUCCUGUUCACUUAAAUAAGACUUUCUGAGGAGUGACAACUCAUGUAAAUGUUUUUACCAUCGCACAUAAUUGCGUAAUUUGCAACACGAGAUGUAUGCGAUAAUACCAUGAUACGCGAUCUCAUUUUUUCGAACUCGACGUCUCCGAGCAUUGAAUAUCCGGAAAGUGAAUCCGAAAGUGUAUCUCGAAUAUUUAUACGCGACUGAAGAUUAUCUAAUAUUAAAAAAUUGUACAACAAACAAUUUGCUGGAACCAGUAAUGCAAUGGAUGGACUAGUCAAAUUGUGCAGAACUGGGUAACCGUGCCCUCUAAAUUUUUGAGACUAAAAUUUCUCUUCUUGUUCUCCAGAAGGGGCGUAAUAUUCAAAGAAAAAAAGGAGUGUGUCACAAUCUUUUUGAUCGAACAGUGUACCUAUCUAACGUAAAAUAGUGAAAUUAAUAAUCCAAAAAAUUAAAAGAGCACGCGAAUCAAUCGAUCAUAUUUUAUUCGACGUACAUUUCACAUUGGAGAGAAAAAUUAAAUGUAAGUUGUAAAUAAGUUGAAUUCUUUAUGCCUGUUUUUCGUUAUUCGUAGCAAAUGGAAACAUCGAAGUAUAAUGAAAGCGGCUGAUAAAAUUAUACAUAUACAAUAGUGUUCAUAUUUGACUGUCAAGAUGCUGCCAGCCUAUCGUAUCAUAAGUUUUGCGAAUCCAUCUCGUUCCCCCCCCCCCCAAAUUAUCUGACGUCAGACCAGAUUCUGAAUAUCAGAUAUUCAUCUCGCAUCAAAUUUCAAUAUUUCAAAUAAGUACUAAUAGUAUAAUUGACAUUUAUAAACCGCCUGGGAAAUAUUUUAUUUGUUUAUUAUUUUUAUUUUUUUAUUCACGUGCGGAAACGUGUAGCAUUUUAUCUUUGAGAUUCAUCACAUCCAUCUAAAUUGUUUAUACUUCCAGUGGUCAUUGAAAAAUAAAUUCGUAUAUCUUUCAUGCAAAAUUGCGAGAUAAUGCAUCAUGGCGCGAUUUAGGAACCACCAAAAACCCCAAUCCAACCGUUUAGUAUGCAUAUAUAACUGUGUAAUUUUACUACCUGAUCGUUCAUUUUCGUCGUUUUCGCGUCACGACUAUCAGUUGAUUUUUAUUGUUUUUUUCUUUUUAUUCUUGCUGAGACGGACAGUUUGAAAUUGUGAAUCAUUUUAUUUAUGUAAUCAUGUGGGAUUUCCAUCCGAAAUUCUCAUGUACACACAUAUAUCUAUAUCAUCAGCAAACACAGCGAUUUAGAAGCUAACAUAAGUUCAGAAGUUUGAACUAAGCAGAAAGUUCCGCUGUACUAUCAUAAUAUUUCAUGAGAAGCCAUUAACGUUUCGGAAAUUAAAGGCGAAUAAUACUGAUAUAGCUUCCUAGAUCCUGAAGAUUUGACUCAUAAAUAAGGCACAUCGGAUGUUGAUUCAAAUUUUUAUGGAUAAAUCAUUGUCGCAGUUAGGGCAUAGCACCGCAUAUUCAAAAUAUUAAGGAAUAUUGGUUGAGUAAAGUUUAACGGGAAUAAUUUUAUUGUACUUGAUAAAAAAUAUCCGCUUGACGUUCGACAUCACAGAUUAUUGAAUAUAAAUGAAUCAUGAAGCCAUACAUUGACCGAUCAUAACUGCUUCCCUAAAGUCCUUUCAUUAUCAUAUGGAUAUGAAAAACGAAUUGUUAAUCAUCAUAAUCAAAUAUGAAUUGGUCUACGGAUACUAGAAUAUGAUUUCAUAAAUUAUCUCAUCUAUUCAACAAUUUUUUCGUCGGUACAAUAGCAUUCUAAUUCAGUAAUCAUAUUCAACGACGACUUGGCGAACAUGGCAAAAAAAAAUUUUUUUACGGUAUCUAGAUCUAUAAUUGAUUAACGAUAAAUUAUAUUAGAGAUACAGCGCGUUUUCCGCUUUUUACGUACGGAAAAGUAUGGACAUUAGCGUGACGUACGAUGUAUACACAAUGAUCACAGAUUUGGUGAAUGAUUCCUUUUAUUUUCAAAAUAUAUGAUUGAUUGUAUUUAUUAUCAAAUAUUGUAUCGUUUAAUUUUAAUCGACUCCUUAUACCGCAGAGUUCGAUAAAACAUUAAUAUUAUGCGUAGUGGUCAUACAAGUUUUUGAACAGCUCGUGGUCGAUGAUGCAACAAUUUUGAUUUCAAAAGCAGCAUCAUGUUGUCAUUGAAAAUUUCCGCCUAUUACCAAAACUUAUGGUACGAUGUCUCUGCGGUUCAAUGAAUCUUGGUAACACUGUGUAUUAUGAAUAUUUUUAUUGUGAGAAUAUUUGUCUGUAGGUAUAGAAAACUGAAUUCGCACACAUACUUCAGUUUUAAAAUAUCACGUGCAUUAAAUAUGUAUUUACUGUUAGGAUAUCAUUAUCACUGUACAUUAAGCGUGCGAACCUAAUUUUGUAAAAUAAAGCAUGCAAUGUGUAUCAUUUGCGGUUUAACAAUAAGUAAUGGUCUCCAAUGUAUUUCAUUAACGUAUAAAUACUCAAUUUUGUAAAAA
This is a messenger RNA of Athalia rosae (coleseed sawfly), 5317 nucleotides long. Its product is annotated as nose resistant to fluoxetine protein 6-like. The transcript has 13 exons. The record is from RefSeq and is a predicted model, not a curated record. Gene Ontology annotation, molecular function: acyltransferase activity, transferring groups other than amino-acyl groups. The coding region runs from base 104 to 2632 and encodes 842 amino acids. NCBI's taxonomy places the organism in Eukaryota, Metazoa, Arthropoda, Insecta, Hymenoptera, Athaliidae.